AUGAAUGUUUACUCUCUGUUCUCCAAGCAGUCUGGUUCUUCUAUAGUUUUAUUGGUUGUUUAUGUUGAUGAUAUUGUUCUUACUGGUGAUGACUUGGUUGAAAUAUCUGCAUUGAAAGAUUCCCUUCAUAACCAGUUUAAGAUCAAAGACUUGGGGCAUCUCAACUACUUUCUUGGCAUUGAGGUUACCUCUUUUCCAAUUGGUCUGCUUCUCCAUCAGAGUAAGUUCAUCAGAGAUUUGCUUCAUAAACACAACUGUGCUGAAGUUACUCCUGUUGUAUGUCCCCUUGACUUGAGUGUUAAAUUGCAAGCUACCCAGGGUAAGCCCCUUGCUAAUCCUGAGGCUUAUAGAAGUCUUGUGGGAAAACUUAACUUCCUGACACACACUAGACCAGACUUAUCCUUCGCUGUUCAACACCUGAGUCAAUUUCUACAACUUCCUACUGAUUUGCAUAUGCAAGCUGCUCUCCGUCUCCUCAGAUAUCUCAAAAGGUCAGCUGAUGUUGGUAUCUUCUUCAAUGACUGCUCUGAUCUGUCCUUGGCUGCUUACUGCGACAGUGAUUGGGCUGCCUGCCCUGACCCUAGGAGAUCUGUUUCUGGGUUCUGUGUUUUACUUGGCAACUCUCUCAUUAGUUGGAAGGCCAAAAAGCAACAUGUUGUCUCUCUCUCCUCCGCUAAGGCUGAAUACCGGGCUAUGAGCAAGGUUGUAGCCGAAUUGACCUGGCUGGUGAGACUUUUAUCAGACUUUGGUAUUGCUAUUUCUGCCCCUAUUCCAGUAUUCUGUGAUAACCAGGCUGCCAUUCACAUAGCUAAGAAUCCGGUGUUCCACGAGCGCACAAAGCACAUUGAGAUUGAUUGCCACUUCAUUCGUACAAAACUUGGUCAUGGCCUGGUUGAUCUUCAUCAUGUUCCCACUGGUUCGCAACUGGCAGAUGUCUUCACUAAGCCCCUCAUUGGCCUUGUGCAUUGUCCUCUUCUCUCCAAGUUGGGCGUGUUACCCCUCUCCAACUUGAGAGGGGUGUUGAAGCCCAACACACCGUGGAUCCUACAUAACACUACUCAAGGCCCACUUCAUUAUUUAUCUUGUACCUGGGCCGAGGCCCAUAUAUGUACUAGGUUUAGCUUCAGAUUUGUUUUCUCUCAUUUUGUAUAA
Messenger RNA from Lycium barbarum (goji berry), 1152 nucleotides. RefSeq lists its product as uncharacterized. The transcript has a single exon. The coding region runs from base 1 to 1152 and encodes 383 amino acids. NCBI's taxonomy places the organism in Eukaryota, Viridiplantae, Streptophyta, Magnoliopsida, Solanales, Solanaceae. The record is from RefSeq and is a predicted model, not a curated record.